This is a messenger RNA of Effrenium voratum, 879 nucleotides long. NCBI's taxonomy places the organism in Eukaryota, Dinophyceae, Suessiales, Symbiodiniaceae. The record is from the annotation of a GenBank genome assembly.
AUGGCGCUAAUUUGGGGCUCCGGGGGCAUUUCGAGCUUUCUGCCGGCCAACCCCAACUUCCCCAUCAGGAGCUUCCCGCUGAUCGCCAACGUGGCUGCGGAGACCUCCGUCCGCUUGUUGUGGAUGUUCGGCUUUUGGAGCGUCAUGGGCUGGUGUGCUGCAGUCAUCGUGACUGUCAUCAUCGGCGCGGAGGGCCUUGCACAGAUUCCUGAGAUUCAGGAUCCUCUGUUGCAAGCCAUCGUGGCAGGCUCCUCGCAGCCGCAAACGGCCGAGCAAUUGGUGAGCGGACUGGGUGGGUCUCUGCUGGUGAUCAACCUGAUUCCUCUGCGGCUCUUGUAUUGGGGCCCUGGCAUCAUUUGGAAGCUGCUGGUCGUUGAGAACACGCGAAUGAACGCAGGCGGCUUGCUGAUCUUGGUCUAUUGCUCCCUGUGCAUCGUUUGGAUCUGGCCGAUGGUGGUGGGCACCUUCAUCUCCGCGCUGCGGGAGGGCCAGACCACCGACAUGCGCCGAAAAGUGGCGGCCGCGCGUGAAGCCGCGGAGAUUUCAGUGGUGGACCUCAUCGACAUGUUCGAGGAUUUGGUGCAAGACAGCACGGAGCGCUUCAUCUCGCUGGAUGACUUCCGAGAUCUCCACACCCAAUGUCCCGCCAUCAGCAGCUUGCUGGGAGGGGGCAGCAAGCUGAACUUCACCGAGAUCAUCUUCCGGGACAUGGACGUCAUGGGCCACCACUUCCUCACGCUCCCGGACUUCGUGCUGGGCUUUCUGAAGCUCAUCCGCGUGAUGCCGCAGGCUGAGUUCAUGCACAUGGACGAGCAGCAACGCAGGGCACAUCUGCCGGGCUUUGGUGUUGAGCCAUUCGCGGACAUGAGGGUGAUCUAA